Molecule: messenger RNA, 3995 nt
Organism: Vigna angularis (adzuki bean)
Lineage: Eukaryota; Viridiplantae; Streptophyta; Magnoliopsida; Fabales; Fabaceae
Product: transcription factor LHW
Exons: 10
Coding region: 703-3564 (953 amino acids)
Biological process (GO): regulation of DNA-templated transcription
Molecular function (GO): protein dimerization activity; DNA-binding transcription factor activity
Source: RefSeq, a predicted model, not a curated record
UUUCUCUUCCUCUCACUUCCAUUUAUUUUCUCAUAAGGGUCAUCAGAAAGAGAGAGAAAGAAAACACCCCACACAUACAGAACAGAACAAAGGAAGCUGAAGAAAGAGAAAGCACAUCACAGUUCCACAGAACCUGAACGUAAACACAGACACCAACGAUCUUACUCUCACUUCACCUCACCAACUAAGCCACACCCUUUUCAUCAUCAUCAUCAUCAUCAUCAUCAUCUUCUUCUUCUUCUUCUUCAUCUUCUUCUUCUCAGCAACUUUAUCUUUCUUUCUACCGUAUUCUCUGCACAAAUGGAGGUCAUAGCUCUCUACAAGCUUGAAUCUCGUGGGAUAGUGUAGUUCCUUCGAGACCUUUCCUUUACGACUUUGUAACUCUCGAGCUCGUUCUUCUUCCUCUUCGUGCUCUCCUUUUCUCUUUACCUUCCUCUUUCGCUCUCUAGAACUUCCUCUGCCGGAGGAUGGCCAUCUCGUGCCGGAAACUGACCGUCGUGAACUUGGAUCCGGAGAGAAAGCGAAGCGGGGGGUUGAGGACUAAACAGGCGGGGAGAGGAUCGUGCCGUGGUAGUUAGUUUUUCGGGAAUGUGCUUUUUGCUCUCUCUCUCUUUCUUCGUGAAUGAAUGCUAGUGUGACUCCAUUGCGUUGGAAAAAGGAUAACUUUUUACCGGUUUCGGAACCCCUUUUGCGAAAAACCAAAUGGGGUUUUUGCUCAAAGAGGUUUUGAGGACUCUGUGCUCAAGGAAUCGCUGGUCUUAUGCCGUGUUUUGGAAGAUCGGUUGCAACAAUUCCAAGCUGUUAAUCUGGGAAGAUCACUACUAUGAACCCUUGCCAUCUCCUUUCCCUCCACGUACUGUUGGGAUGUCUAAUUUUCCAUACCGAGACGGGGAAGGGUGCUGGUUUUCUUCUGAGUCUCAACUGGGGAUUCAGGAGGAGGACAGAGUCGGUGGAUUGAUUAACAAAAUGAUGUUGAAUAAUUCAGUCAGUAUUGCUGGAGAAGGGAUGGUUGGACGGACAACAUUUACAGGAAACUAUCAGUGGAUUCUUAUGAACAAUUUCAGUAGAGAUGCAUAUCCACCAGAGGUAUAUUCUGAGUUGCAUUACCAAUUUUCUGCUGGAAUGCAGACAGUAGCAGUUAUUCCUGUGCUUCCUCAUGGGGUUGUUCAAUUUGGUUCUUUAUUUCCAAUAAUGGAAGAUGUUGGAUUUGUGAAUGAUGUGAAGAACUUGAUCUUGCAAUUGGGAUGUGUACCUGGUGCCCUUCUUUCUGAAGAUUAUUCAGCAAAAGUUUCGAGUGAAAGACUUGGUGUACCUGUCACUGCUGAUACACCAGUCAUUACUUCCAAAUGCACUCCCUCUGCAGCUAAUGGCUCCAACCAACUAACUAAUUCUACUAUUGCUUCAAGGUCUGUGACUCCAUCACCUCAUCCACCAAGGGGAGAAAUAGAUAAUUACCAGGGUUCUGCAUUGACUCCUCAAACCUAUGACCAAAACCAAAUAUUUGAUAGCAUUUGCCAACCAAAGUCUCAUUCAAUGGUAAAAACAAUGGCCUAUAGCCAGCAGAAGAAGACGGUCUUCCAUACUGAAGCUAAAGUGAUACCGACAAAUUUUGAUUCAUGUAUGCAACAGCCUUCUGCUUAUAAUUCCAGAUCUGCAUUCAAUGAAUUAGCUGGCUUCAAUCAAUUAAAUCUGAGUUGCAACCUUAACUAUAUGGAACAACAAACAUCAGGUGUUGGGAGACAGAGUCACGUUAAUCCCAACAUGAAUCCAUCAAGUGCCUCAAACAUGCCUCAACUGAAAACAGGUGUAGGCAAAAUUCUUGAACAGAAUCAGAGUUCUGGUGGCGGUUCACUAUUUGGAGGAAUCCCAAUAUGUGGUGGGAGUAAUCUUUUGAGGACAAAUAUGAUUAACUGCUCUGUUUCAAAUUCUCCCAAAGUACCCACUUCUGAAUUUUCUGGAAGUCACAAGAUUGAGUUUGGGCUUCAAAAUAACAAUUCAACAACUGAUACUGGGGUCUGUUCUGUGCCUAAUUUCUGUAACCAAUCAGUUACCAGUCACAUGAAUCUAGAAAACUCUGCUCAGAAGAACCUUCCCAUUGAUUUAAAGCAUGCUUGUGAUGCUUUCGUUUCAACUGAUCAAAGGAUACAUGAUGAUUUGCUUCAUACCGCUCUUAAUAUUCCGUCUCUUCAUCUUGAGGAGAAUGAGCCUAUGGGUGAUAAUAUCCCUGGUUUUGUUCAAGAUUGCCUCAAUAAAGAUUUUACUAGUGUGGUGAAAAUGAAUGUUAAGCAUGAAGAGACCUAUAAUCAACUUCCAUCAGGGGAUGAUCUCUUCGAUGUUUUAGGCGUGGAUUUGAAAAGGAAACUACUCAAUGGAAACUGGGAUAAUUUGCUUGCCAGUGAUUCAGAGGCCAACAGAGAGCGUCUAGAUAAAAAGGCAACAUGCAUGAAUUUGCCUGGUGUACGUCCUGAUAACAGCUAUUCAGUUAAGGAAGCAAUAUCAGACAGUGGGAUCUUCUCAGGAACGGGCACUGACCACCUCUUAGAUGCUGUUGUUUCAAAAGCUCAAUCUGCUCCAAAACAGAGUUCUGAUGAAAUGUCUUGCAGGACAACAUUGACAAGGGUUAGUACUGCCUCCGUUUCCUCUCCUGCCUGCAACCAGGUUCUGUCUGAUCAUGUCCUGAAGGGAUUGUUUGAUUUUCCCAAGAACGGGGCUAAAAGAGCUGCUGGGGAAACCAGUUCUCUUAGGUCUGGGUGCAGCAAGGAUGAUGCUGGAAACUGCUCUCAAAUGACUUCCAUAUAUGGUUCUAAGCUUAGUUCAUGGGUUGAGAAUGGUAGUAGUGUGAAACGUGAAAGCAGCGUUUCAACUGGAUACUCUAAGAGACCAGAAGAAGUUUGCAAAUCAAAUAGGAAAAGGCUUAAACCUGGAGAGAAUCCUAGACCUCGCCCUAAAGAUCGCCAAAUGAUUCAAGAUCGUGUUAAAGAAUUAAGGGAAAUUGUGCCAAACGGAGCAAAAUGUAGCAUAGAUGCACUUCUGGAAAAGACAAUCAAGCAUAUGCUUUUCCUGCAAAGUGUAACAAAGCAUGCUGACAAGCUGAAACAGACAGGGGAAUCUAAGAUUGUUAGUAAAGAAGGUGGGUUGCUAUUAAAAGACAACUUUGAAGGAGGGGCUACAUGGGCAUAUGAGGUUGGCUCGCAAUCAAUGGUUUGUCCAAUCAUUGUUGAGGAUCUUAAUCCACCUCGUCAGAUGCUAGUAGAGAUGCUUUGUGAGGAACGGGGUUUCUUUCUGGAAAUAGCUGACUUAAUCAGAGGAUUAGGAUUAACUAUCUUGAAGGGAGUUAUGGAAGCUCGUAAUGACAAGAUCUGGGCACGCUUUGCAGUUGAGGCCAACAGGGACGUGACGAGGAUGGAAAUAUUUAUGUCACUGGUUCGUCUUUUGGAUCAAACAGUGAAGGGUGGUGCAUCUUCAUCGAAUGCAACUGAUAAUAACAACGUGAUGAUGUAUCAUCAUUCUUUCCCACAAGCUACCCAGAUAGCAGCAACUGGUAGACCUAGUAGUUUGCAAUGAAGCAUCAUCCAUUGUAGUUUCUUGGCAUCAAAUUCACUCUAAAAAACUUAAGGUGAAGAUAACUUAGUGAAGGGCAUCUCAAAUGCAUUUGUAUUUGUAUUAUGUACAUGCAUGUUUCCUCCAGUGCCUUCCAAAGCCAGUGUUGGCAGUGUCUGCUGGUGCUUUAGGCAACUUAGAUAACUUGCAUUUUUUCUUUCUCUUGGGAGUAAUGCCACUUGUCACCAACUGGGAUAAGGCUUUUAUUGAUGUUUGUUGAUGAGUAAUGCCAUUGGUAUUGUUGUAUAGAAACUGUAGGAUUUGCAAAGGGCGUUCACGAGUUUGACCAUGGAGCUCUUGCAUGUGUUGCUCUUUUAUGACCAUUUUUCACCAUGUUUUUUCUUUCUUGGAGUGGUGAUAUUGGCUGUUAUAAUAUACAAUUUGUAUUGAUAUCA